Messenger RNA from Heteronotia binoei (common prickly gecko), 2271 nucleotides. RefSeq names its product vomeronasal type-2 receptor 26-like. The record is from RefSeq and is a predicted model, not a curated record. Gene Ontology annotation, cellular component: membrane. NCBI's taxonomy places the organism in Eukaryota, Metazoa, Chordata, Lepidosauria, Squamata, Gekkonidae. Gene Ontology annotation, biological process: G protein-coupled receptor signaling pathway. Gene Ontology annotation, molecular function: G protein-coupled receptor activity. The transcript is spliced from 8 exons. Bases 1 to 2271 code for a protein of 756 amino acids.
AUGGCGAGGACGGCUCCGGGGCUGCUCAGGCAUCUGUGUGACGCUGCAGCGCUGUGCCAGGCGAAGAGGAGCCUUCGCGGCAGAGCUGUAGACGGCGGCGUGAGGCCUUUCUUUGGGCGGUUCUUCCUCCCCCUCCCCCGCCCACCCCUUCCCGGUGCUUGUUCAGGCCUUAUUCAGGCCAAAAGUCGUUCGUUGGGCCGAAUGGCCUUGGCGGAGCGGGUCGCUUCUGAGCGGCGGUGCGGCGGGGAGGGAGCGGAAGGAGGCAGUGGUGCGUCCAAGGAUGGAGUGCCGCAGGAAGAGGAGCAGAGUGACGAGCCCGAUGCGGUGGUGGUGGUGCCACCUGCAGGGGAAGGUUCUGGGCAGUGCCUGUUUUUGUUACCGGCUUUUGUGGAUUUGGCUAAGGAAUUAGGGGUACCGUUGGCUCCUGAAAAGACUGAGGGCCCGGGCACGGUUCUUACGUUUUUGGGCAUCGAGCUUGAUACGGUACGCCAGUUCUCUAGGCUGCCCGAAGACAAGCGAGUGAGCCUUUUAGCCCGGAUCCGAGCAGUUGUGGUUAAGCGCAAGGUCACCUUAUUGGAGCUACAGCAGCUCGUAGGCCACUUGAAUUUCGCUUGGUCAGCUUAUGAGGAGGCACUCUUCCACAGUGCCUCAUUGAUGGCCUUUUUUGGGGCCUUUAGAGUAUCCGAGCUGGUGACACUCUCCCGCAAUGAUGUUUCCACAAGGGCCCUGCAGUUUAGGGAUGUUACUUUGUUCAGCGACCGGGUGGAGUUUAGAGUCCGCCGUUCAAAGACGGAUAAGAAGCAGCAUGGCUGCACUGUGAAGAUUGGAACUUGCGCUGAAUGUGUUUCCGAGCCUUCCAGAUGGCCAGAAGCCACCUUGGAGGUGCCCCGGCAAAAAGCUACCACUUUUGACCUUUUUGAGGCGGUUGGAGUGGCCCAGAGGAUGGGCGUACUGACUAAUCAUUAUCAGCAUGUCUUGGCCAUGGCAUUUGCUGUGAAGGAAAUCAAUGAAAAUCUUCUGAUCUUACAAAACAUUACCUUGGGCUUCCACAUCUGGAACAGCUACUUUAAUGCAAGAGGGACUUAUCGUGCCACAGUAGAACUUGUCUCAACCAAGAACAGAUUUCCCCCUAACUACAAGUGUGACAGCAAGAACAAUCCUAUAGCAGUCAUUGGAGGACUUGAAGCUGAAACUUCCCUCUACAUAGCAAGUGUGUUAGCUGUCUACAAUAUUCCACAGACACAGCCUGCUUCUAUCUGCACUGCAAGUUGCCAGCCAGGUUACAGGAAGGAAAUGAAGGAGGGAAGACCAUUCUGCUGCUACGGCUGCGUUGCAUGUCCAGAAGGAAAGAUUUCCAGUCAGAAGGACUUGGACGAGUGUAUCACUUGCAGAGAAGAUGAAUCCUCAAACAAGGAAAAAAAUCAGUGCAUUCCCAAAGCCAUCACUUUUUUGUCUUUUAAAGAGCCAUUGGGGAUCACUUUAGUGACUUUUGUCUUUUCCUUUUCUUUCAUCACUCUUUUGGUGCUAGGAAUCUUUAUAAAGCACCAUAGCACCCCCAUUGUCAAAGCCAACAACAGGAACCUCACCUAUUCUCUCCUGAUCUGCCUUCUCCUUUGCUUCCUUUGUGCUCUGCUCUUCAUUGGUCAACCACAUAUAAUGUCCUGUCUCCUCCAACAAGUCAUUUUUGGCAUAGUUUUCUCAGUUGCUCUUUCUUGUGUACUGGCAAAAACUAUUAUGGUGGUUUUGGCUUUCCUAAGCAUUCAGCCAGGAAGCAGCCUGAGGAAAUGGGUGGGGAAAAGAGUGGGCAAUACAAUUGUGAUUUCCUGUUCCCUUUUCCAAGCAGCCCUUUGCUUUAUGUGGCUGGCCACUUCCCCCCCAUUUCCAGAUGUUGACAUGCACUCAGAGGCUGAAGCAGUUGUACUGGAAUGCAAUGUGGGAUCCGUCACAAUGUUUUACUGUGUCCUGAGCAAUAUGGGUUUCCUGGCCAUUUUUAGUUUUGUGGUGGCUUUCUUGGUCAGAAAGUUACCUGACAGUUUUAAUGAAGCCAAAUUUAUCACCUUCAGUCAAUUGGUCUUUUGCAGUGUUUGGAUAUCUUUUGUUCCCACCUACCUGAGCACCAAGGGAAAAUCCAUGGUUGCCGUGGAGAUCUUCUCCAUUUUAGCCUCCAGUGCUGGCCUUCUGGGUUGCAUCUUUGCCCCUAAAUGUUUCAUUAUUAUGUUGAGGCCUGAGUUGAACAACAGGGAACAUCUGAUAAGAAGGAAAGGACAAUAA